GUGGCACAACGAUGUCUGCAACUUCUGGUCCCACUUCCUCCCUCUCCUGGUCUGGCUGCCCUGGCUCUGCCUCCUCUCUCUCACCCACCACCUCUCCCAGCCUUUCUACUACCCUCUCCUCUGCUUCUGGUUCGGCAGCUGUGCCUAUGCCCUGUUCAGUAGCAUCGCUCACCUUUUUGGCGCCAAAUCUCACCUGGUCCGAAACGUCUGUUUCAUGGCCGACUAUAUUGGUAUUACUAUCAUUUAUGCCGGUGGAGGACUCUAUAAUCUCCACCAUCAACUGCCUCUAUCCUCCUCACUCUACGACUACCUCUUUCCUCUUGUGUGCCUCCAUUUGCUGGCCUGUGUGGUAG
Messenger RNA from Geodia barretti, 353 nucleotides. Lineage: Eukaryota; Metazoa; Porifera; Demospongiae; Tetractinellida; Geodiidae. The record is from the annotation of a GenBank genome assembly.